AGGAGGAGGAGGAGGAGGAAGGGGGGGAGGAAGGGGAAGGGGCCGGCUCGCUGCCCCCCCGGCCCGGCCCGGCCCGGCCCGGCCCGUUCCGCGGGCGGAUUGAUGUGGGGGGGUCUGACAUGAGUCCGCCGGCGGCCGGGUGCUGCCAUGUGACCGGCUUCAAGGUGGAGAACUGGAAGCAGAACCUGCGGGCCAUCUACCAGUGCUUCGUCUGGAGCGGCUCGGCCGAGACCAGGAAGCGCAAGGCAAAGUCGUGCAUUUGUCAUAUGUGUGGUGCCCACCUGAAUAGACUCCACUCUUGCCUCUACUGUGUCUUCUUUGGCUGUUUUACAAAGAAACAUAUUCACGAGCACGCCAAGACAAAGCGACACAAUUUAGCCAUAGACCUGUUGUAUGGGGGUAUAUACUGCUUUAUGUGUCAAGAUUACAUAUACGACAAAGACAUGGAACAAAUUGCCAAAGAAGAACAACGAAAAGCUUGGAAAUUACAAGCCUUCACCCCAACAGUGGUUUCUCACUACCAGUGUACAAUGACAGGCAUUGGAGAGAAGUAUUCAACAUGGGAGCCAACCAAACGAGAGUUAGAAUUGCUACGACACAACCCCAAACGGAGAAAAAUAACUACAAAUUGCACCAUAGGUCUACGAGGGCUAAUCAAUCUUGGGAACACAUGUUUUAUGAACUGUAUUGUCCAGGCACUUACCCACACUCCACUGCUGCGAGAUUUCUUCCUCUCCGACAGGCACAAAUGUGAAAUGCAAAGCCCCAGCUCAUGUCUGGUCUGUGAAAUGUCUACGCUUUUUCAGGAGUUUUACUCUGGGCACCGAUCUCCUCACAUUCCAUAUAGGUUAUUGCACCUGGUAUGGACUCAUGCACGGCAUUUAGCAGGGUACGAGCAACAAGAUGCACACGAGUUCCUCAUUGCUGCAUUAGAUGUGCUACACAGACACUGCAAAGGUGAUGAUAAUGGGAAGAAGGCCAACAACCCCAACCACUGUAACUGCAUCAUAGACCAAAUCUUCACAGGCGGACUGCAGUCUGAUGUUACCUGUCAAGUCUGCCAUGGCGUUUCCACAACGAUAGACCCAUUUUGGGACAUCAGUUUGGAUUUGCCAGGCUCUUCCACCCCGUUCUGGCCACUGAGUCCAGGGAGUGAUGGCAGUGUCGUAAAUGGGGAAAGCCAUGUAUCAGGCACCACCACUCUCACAGACUGCUUGCGAAGGUUUACAAGGCCAGAACAUCUAGGAAGCAGUGCCAAAAUCAAAUGUAGUGGUUGCCAUAGCUACCAGGAAUCUACCAAACAACUCACUAUGAAGAAAUUACCCAUUGUGGCCUGUUUUCAUCUCAAACGGUUUGAACACUCAGCCAAACUGAGGCGAAAGAUCACUACGUAUGUCUCGUUUCCGCUGGAGCUGGACAUGACACCAUUCAUGGCUUCCAGUAAAGAGAGCAGAAUGAACGGGCAAUACCAGCAGCCGACGGAUAGUCUAAACAAUGAUAAUAAGUAUUCCUUGUUUGCAGUAGUUAAUCACCAGGGAACCUUGGAGAGCGGGCACUAUACCAGCUUCAUCCGGCAGCACAAGGACCAGUGGUUCAAGUGUGAUGAUGCCAUUAUCACCAAGGCUAGCAUUAAGGAUGUACUAGACAGUGAAGGGUAUUUGCUGUUCUAUCACAAACAGUUCCUGGAGUAUGAAUAGCCUUAUCCAGCAGCUUGUCAGAUAUAAACAAGGAAGAAAAUAAGCAAGCCUUCUGAAUCGACACACAAACCUACCUGAAAUGAAAAGACCCAUUAAAAAACAACUAGCACUGAGCUGUAACAGGACCUACUUGACACUGGCUCAAAGCCUGGCGGAGUAAGAAACGAACAAUGUCCAACGUGUAUGCAGUCCCGCAAGGACAGAAAGGGGGAAAAAGGAGGCUACAGUCAGUCACUUAACAGAGGAAAUAUAAAAUGAAAGGAAUGCUCUGGGUGGGGGAAAUGGGAGCAGAGGAGUCCAGGCACUGGUACAUCUCCUAUGUUCCUCCAAAAUGUGUGUGGGAAGGCAAGGGGGUGUACCCUCAUCUCCAUAAAGCAUCUUCUCCAUUGGUGCUUCAGCUCCAACGACCAAUCAUAUAACAGUUAAAAUUAAAAAUCCAAGCCCAUUUUUUAUGCAUAUGGGUCUGAAAGCAGUAAAGUGGAGGAGGAUGGGAUGACACAACUAAAGGACUUUGCAAGUAUCUUUUUAUUUGUGAAUUUUAGUUAUUAAAUAAAUACAGUAUGAAAC
Molecule: messenger RNA, 2264 nt
Organism: Cygnus olor (mute swan)
Lineage: Eukaryota; Metazoa; Chordata; Aves; Anseriformes; Anatidae
Gene: USP22
Product: ubiquitin specific peptidase 22
Exons: 14
Coding region: 120-1697 (525 amino acids)
Biological process (GO): protein deubiquitination
Molecular function (GO): cysteine-type deubiquitinase activity; zinc ion binding
Source: RefSeq, a predicted model, not a curated record